UCGCAUGCGCAGAGGCAAGAUUUAGAAGUGUUGUUGGGAGCAGACUAGUUUUAAGAUCGGCUCACAGCCAAGUUCGAACAGAUCACACCUCUGACUCCAACUGUACGGCUACACUGUCUGGCGGACCGCGACCAACAUGAAGACUGCGGCCAUACUGGUGGUGUUGGGGCUCCUGGUGGCGGUUGUUUUCGCCGGGGAAGCGAACGAAAUACUCCAGAGCCAGCUCGAGAAGCGAGACUUGGAUAACCUGGAGAGGAUUGCGGGCGCCGACAAGAGUCUGUUGGAAGAUGUUGAUUUCCGUAAGGAGGCGGGGAAGACCCUGAAAAGGAUCAAGCGUGCUUCUAAGACCAUGACUUCUGAAGACUACAUGAAACUGCGUCAGAGUGUGGCUAGGUUCGUCGGACCGCAGGGAGCAAAGAAGAUCAUGGCUUUCACCAAGAUGCUGAAGAAGAAAUAAAUGCGCAAUUCGCAACGAUUAACAGCGAGGGCAGCCAUCCACAUGUCCGCGCCAUCCACAUGUCACGCUAUCUUUAGUUUGAUCGUUAAGUUUUGAGUAGACUCGAAUACCCAGUUUCCAGCCUUCUUUCAUAGAUGUACUCUUAUGCUAAUCUCCAAGCAGAUGUUUAGGUGGCCGCAAAAGACAGUAUCAAAUUGGCCAGGCAGUAUCCA
This is a messenger RNA of Branchiostoma belcheri (Belcher's lancelet), 669 nucleotides long. RefSeq lists its product as uncharacterized. Lineage: Eukaryota; Metazoa; Chordata; Leptocardii; Amphioxiformes; Branchiostomatidae. The transcript is spliced from 5 exons. Bases 137 to 457 code for a protein of 106 amino acids. The record is from RefSeq and is a predicted model, not a curated record.